AGGAAGCAACAACAACAACAACAACAGCGGGAGUGGUGGAGUGGUAGGCACGGCUAUCAUGGCUCCCAGUGUCAAAUUCAAGUCCAGCCAAACAAGUUCCAUUGCGUCUCCGGUUGUCAUUAGUCAGGGAAGCAAUAAAGUAAAGCCUUUCGAGAGCCGAAAGGCCGCCAGUCAACGGAGAAGGGCUCUGAAGCAAGGAACAACAAACAAGGAGAGGAGUGAUUCGUCCAAAAAGCGAUCACCAGCCAAAAGUGAUAAAAAGGACAUUUUCAUACAAAUACCUGUCAUGGAGUCUCCGAGUCCUCAGGCUGAUGAGGAGCCCCUGGGAGUCGAGAUUGAUGCUCUGGAGGUGGAGGUGAUCUUACCCGAGCCAGAAACCCCGGAUAUUACCAUCACAGACACAGCUGAUAAUGAAAUUCGGCGCCUACCAUGUCCAUCCUCAUCCGAUGAAGAGGACAGUGAGUCUCGUGAGUUGGAGCGGCUCAAGAACCAAAUCAGAGCCAACCUCAAACCCAGGGACGUUAAGAAGGACAAAGAGGCCGCGGCCGCUGUGGUCCAAGCCUUCAAAAACCAAGUGAAUAAUCGACGACCAACCAAAGUGGAAAAUAAGUGGCACAUUUGGAAGUACGCUCAAUAUGAGAAAAGUCGAACCCCCAAAAAGGAUUGGCUCGACGAGACUUUAGCCGGGGGAUCGAUGGAUGUUGGCUGGGGACGACGGAUCUACGAUAAAAACGAAAUUGAGAGUGAUGAUCGAGAGCGAGAGCGAAUCCAAUUGGACGAGGCUAAUACUCGUCACUUGAACGUAAAGUUGAAGAAAAUCCCCGAGAUGUACGGCUUGUGGGACAACAUCUACGACCGGCGAGUGAUCCGAGCCUUGGACUGCAAUGCAAAAUGGAUCCCAAAUCGGAAGGAGGUGGAGAAACGUAAGAAAAAGGAUCGCAAUAAAUCCUCUCGUAAGGACAAAACCGACAAGGAUCAAGACGGAGAAGAUCCGUUUGCCGAGUCCCGCAAAAAAUGGGUUCCAACCGGUAAUGAGCUCACCGAGGACGAUCUGGAGUUUUGCUUGCAUCAUACCAAUUACCCAAAGGAAAACAUCAAGAAGUGGUUCAAAGGGUUCCGUCAGACGUGUCCCAACGGACGCCUAACCAAAGCUCACCUCCAUUCCCUAUUCAAACAGAUUUUUCCCAACGGAGACUCGGAAAUCUUUUGCAACCACAUUUUCCGUAUAUUCGACAACGACGGCAACGGCUUUCUGGACUUUAAAGAGUUUCUCAUGGCCUUGGAUGUGGCUUCUUGUCGUUCCGAUGUGGAGAAACUCCAAUGGGCAUUCAGGCUAUACGAUGUGGACUCCUCAGGUUCCAUUAACCUAAAGGAAAUUGCCACCAUCAUGGAGACCAUGGAACAAGUCGAAGGCCACAAGGACGUGUCGAGUCUGAUGGUGGCCAAGAGGGCCACGGAAAUCUUUGGCAAGCUGGAUGACGACAACGACGGCGAGAUCACCAUGCAAGAAUUUGUGGACGGUUAUCUUCGAAUGAGAGAAUCUGAUGGUGCUUCCUCUUCUGAUAAUACUUCGGAUAAGCCUUGAAGGGCCUUCCCAGAUGCGUACAACCCAGGGUUUUGUGAGACGGGGAUCUUAUUCAGUGUGUAAUGGUACAAUUUUCAAUGUUGAUAGAACACAAAUAAAUC
This is a messenger RNA of Tigriopus californicus, 1686 nucleotides long. RefSeq lists its product as uncharacterized. Gene Ontology annotation, molecular function: calcium ion binding. The transcript has 3 exons. The record is from RefSeq and is a predicted model, not a curated record. Bases 59 to 1585 code for a protein of 508 amino acids. NCBI's taxonomy places the organism in Eukaryota, Metazoa, Arthropoda, Copepoda, Harpacticoida, Harpacticidae.